Messenger RNA from Jaculus jaculus (lesser Egyptian jerboa), 1493 nucleotides. It is a transcript of the gene Cmklr2, whose product is annotated as chemerin chemokine-like receptor 2. The transcript has 2 exons. The record is from RefSeq and is a predicted model, not a curated record. NCBI's taxonomy places the organism in Eukaryota, Metazoa, Chordata, Mammalia, Rodentia, Dipodidae. Gene Ontology annotation, cellular component: plasma membrane. Gene Ontology annotation, molecular function: complement receptor activity; G protein-coupled receptor activity. Gene Ontology annotation, biological process: positive regulation of cytosolic calcium ion concentration; phospholipase C-activating G protein-coupled receptor signaling pathway; complement receptor mediated signaling pathway. Bases 81 to 1145 code for a protein of 354 amino acids.
AAUCAAAGUUUAUUAACUGGAAUUGAGCAACUACUCCUUUGAAGAGACUGUAGACUUCCUCAUUCUCCACCUACAAGGUCAUGGAAGAACUAGAGGACACGUUAUUUGAAGAAUUUGACAACUAUUCCUAUAGCAUGGAGUAUUAUUCCCCAGAGUCUGAUCUGGAGGAGAGAGUCCAGUUGGGAAUUGUUCACUGGGUGUCCCUGGUGUUAUGUGGCAUAGCAUUUGCUCUGGGAAUUCCAGGAAAUGCCAUUGUCAUUUGGCUCACAGGAUUCAAGUGGAAGAAGACAGUCACUACUCUCUGGUUCCUCAAUCUGGCUAUUGCAGAUUUCAUUUUUGUUCUCUUCCUGCCCUUGUACAUCUCCUAUGUAGCCAUGAAUUUUCACUGGCCCUUUGGUAUCUGGCUGUGCAAGGCCAAUUCCUUCAUUGCCCAGUUGAACAUGUUUUCUAGUGUUUUCUUCCUGACGGUGAUCAGCCUGGACCGCUACAUCCACUUGAUCCAUCCAGUCUUGUCUCGACAUCGAACCGUAAAGAGCUCCCUGGUUGUUAUUAUAUUUGUCUGGCUCUUGGCUUCUCUCAUUGGUGGUCCUGCCCUGUACUUCCGGGACACUGUGGAGAUCAACAACCACACUCUUUGCUAUAACAAUUUCCAUGAGCAUGAUCCUGACGUUACCUUGAUGAGGCACCAUGCUCUGACCUGGGUCAAGUUCAUUGUGGGCUACCUUGUCCCUUUGCUGACAAUGAGUAUCUGCUACUUGUGUCUCAUCUUCAAGGUGAAGAAGCGAAGUAUCCUGAUCUCCAGUAAGCAUUUUUGGACAGUCCUAUCGGUGGUCAUGGCCUUUGUGAUUUGCUGGACUCCUUAUCACCUGUUCAGCAUUUGGGAGCUCACCAUUCACCACGAUGGCUCUUUCCACCAGGUGCUGCAGGCUGGAAUCCCGCUCUCCACUGGUCUAGCAUUUCUCAAUAGUUGCUUGAACCCUAUCCUUUAUGUCCUAGUUAGCAAGAAGUUCCAAGCUCGCUUCCGGGCCUCCAUUGCUGAGAUACUAAAGCACACGCUGUGGGAAGUCAGCUGCUCUGGCACAGUCAGCGAACAGCUCAGGAACUCUGAAACCAAGAGCCUGUCUCUCCUGGAAACAGCCCAGUGAAGCAAGGCUGUUCCAAUACUCCAGUGUAAGGUUUCCACGUGGGUCCCCUUCCAGAUUAAAUCUGGUUGUGGUUAACAACUGACCAUCCUGUUGUAGCUUUGGGUCCACUUGUUGGCUCUUGGCCUCAUAUUUUUGUGUGGAUAAAAACUGGAAGGAUCUGGGGUUUCUUUUCUGCAGUUUAAGGAUCUGUCACUGUGGUUGCCCUCUGCUGGCUCUUUUGAUACCUGCAAUCUAAGACUUCGACUGUUUUAGGCUGGCUUUGCUGUAGAUACUGCAUCUCAUUCAUCGAUAUGUGCGUCUGAUAAAUGAAUCUUCAUAAAGCUCACCACAAUACAUUAAUCACCACUA